Racocetra persica is the source of this 2059-nucleotide messenger RNA. The record is from the annotation of a GenBank genome assembly. NCBI's taxonomy places the organism in Eukaryota, Fungi, Glomeromycota, Glomeromycetes, Diversisporales, Gigasporaceae.
AUGUCAUUAAAGAAACUUGACUCUUCACUGUCUGAAUCCUCAAUUAUUUCAAAGGCUAAAUCUUUAAUAUCAUUAAAUGACAAGCAAAAAUCCAAAUCAUCAAACUUUUUAAGUACAUCAUUAUGUGAUAAUUUUAUUGACUUAACUGCUGCAUCUAGUGAAGCAUCCGAUCAUGAAAUUCCUGAAAUAUAUAUAGAUGAUUUAAUGCAAACUACAGAUAAUGAAUUUGAUAUUAUUAAUAUACAUAAUUUUUUUACAAAAAAUUUUUGUAUAAAUAAAAUUCAACAUUCUCUAAUACCAAUUGAAUAUCCUCCUACAUCUUCUGAAGGUAUUGCAAUUAUUUAUAAUAUUUCUAAAUGGAAUGAUUAUAAUAUACAAUAUAAUAUGGGUGAUGGUGGCGGUAAUAAAAUUAUAGAGUAUGAAUAUUUGGGAUGUAAAGUAAAUAAAUCUGUUAGAAUGUGUACUGGAGCUAAAGUAUGUGAAUUCGUAUCAAGCGAAUUAAAGGAAACACAGCAUAGUGAAGUUAAUGCAGAUAUUGAUUUUUAUAAAAUUAAUCAACCUGUUAAUUCACAAAUAUCUAAAGAAGCUAAAACACAUGCCUCAAAUUUGUCAUUAUGGAAAAAAUCAGAUGAUGAUAUUCCAUCAUAUUUUAUUGGAUGUACUGCUUGGGCAGCAGGAGAAAAACAUACUCAUCAUCGAAUAGAUGAAAAUGAAAUUGAUAUAAUUAUGUUAGAAAAAUUAUUUAAAGACAAAUCUCUUAAUUUAAAUAAGCCAAUAAAAAAUUGUCAUACAAUAUUAUCUACAAGCUCUCAUAAAAAAGAAUGUUAUGAAGGUCUUAAUCGAAAAAGAAAAAUAAUUAAAUUAAAUUAUAAUGUUAAAUUUAUUAAACUUGUUCCAUUAGAUAUUAAAACAACACCAUUUGUUGUUUUAAUAUGUCAAGGAAUUCAUACUCACCCAGCACCACCUCCAGUUAAUAUUCCAACUGGAAUUCAAAGUAAUUUGGAACAUAUAAUUAACGAAGCUAUACAGAUAUUUGAACGAGUUACACCAAAAAAAAUUUUAUCUAAUAAUUUAUUAAAAGCAUAUUUCUUACAACAAAAACAAUUUCCUUAUGGACAAGGUUUAUUGGGAAUUGCUACUGAAUUUUGGAAUGGAAAUAAAGAAUUUAAUGGAUAUUUACAAGAAAUUGGAUGGAAAUGUAUACUUGGAGAUUUAGAUCAAGGCCAAGCAAAAGGUUUAGGAUUAGCAUUAGCAAAUAUUAAACCAAAAUAUACUUGGAAUGAACAUUUAACUUAUAUAUUUAAAAAAAUUUCUAAUGUUACUAUAAAAACACGUAUUGAAGAAAUAUUUAAUAUACUUAAACAAAUUGAUAAUAAUAAGCUCGAAGGAGGUUUUGGAUAUGUGUAUUCAACAACCUGUUCAUCGAUUCCGGGAACGAUAGCAUUGAAGGAAAUAUCUGUUGACGUAGAAGAUGAACAAACAAAUAUCAAAAAUUUUCUUAAUGAGUUGAAAUUACAUAGCAAAGCAAAUCACGAUCGAAUAAUUAAAUUUUUUGGAGCAAGUCAUGAUGAAGAAAACGAAUUAUAUUAUCUUGUGUUAGAAUUUGCCGAAUGUACUUUGAGAAAUUAUUUGUCAGCGGAAAAAGAUACUCUUCGGUGGACAGAAAAAGUACAGCUAGCAAUUCAAAUAGCUGAAGGAGUACAAUAUAUUCACUGUGAGCUUAAUGUCGCACAUCGUGACCUGGUAAUAAUUAAUAAUACAGAAAACCAAUUUUCAGACUUUGGUCUAUCCAGAUGCCUUGACAGUACGAUUACAACAAAUAGCCAAAUAUUUGGAAUUGCACCAUUUAUUGAACCACAAAAAUUUAAAAACAAAUAUUACAAACAAGAUAAGAAGUCAGAUAUAUAUAGCCUUGGAGUAAUAUUUUGGGAGAUCUCAAGUUGCUGUCCUCCAUUCUGUAGUUCAGAUCCGAACGCAGUAAUUUUAGAUGUAUGUAAAGGUAUACGAGAGAAAACAGUAAUUGGAACUCCAAAAGAAUAUGUUCAGCUUUAUUCUGAUU